Pimephales promelas (fathead minnow) is the source of this 2764-nucleotide messenger RNA. The record is from RefSeq and is a predicted model, not a curated record. Lineage: Eukaryota; Metazoa; Chordata; Actinopteri; Cypriniformes; Leuciscidae.
GUCUCCCCGGUGAACAAAAAACAGUGUCGUGCGUGUUGUUGAAGCAAAACAACCCAUGUUAUUGUGCUACAGUUAUUAUUAAAUACAGAACAACAACAUUUUGAGGGUUUUAUAGAGGACUGACAAUCGACCGCAAUGGAGGAGACCGAGGACAGCACGUUCGAAACCAUGGAAAUAGACACCCAGGAGGUUUUAAAGGAGUUCUCAGGAGAUGGAAGGUUUCGUGUGGAAUAUGAGAAGGUCGCCAAUGCUCUGCAGAAGUCCCACAAGAACGAAAAGAGACUGAUGGCCAAAUGCAUGGAGCUGAACGCAGAGUUGAUGUCCACCUCUGUCAAACUAUCCACAGCCAUGAAACUAUCUGAUGAAGACCAAACCACAAUCAGCACCCUUAAAAUGGAAAUUGACAAGGCCUGGAAAAUGGUUGAAGCUUCACACAAAAAGGAGUUGCAGGCAAAAGAAUCAAUCCUGAAACUAAAGGAGGAAAUAACCAAUCUCCAAAAUCUUGUUGGAAAAGGAGCUGGAGUCUUUGAGGGCCAAGAAUACAGCAUGGGCGAUCUGUUAAAGAACAUAGAGGAGCUGACCAAUGAGAGAGACAAGCUGCUGUCCGAGGUGGUGACACUCCGGGAGAACCUCACUAAAGCCACUGAUGCUGCUCAGCAGGAGAUAGAGGCGGAGAAAAACAAAGCCAUGGACAUGAUUGCUCAGCUCCAGCAGGACAUCCAGGUGCGCCAGAAUGAGCUUCAACGAGAGACGAGGAGGAAGGAGAAGUUGGAAAAGGAAGUGAAGCAGCUUCAAACUGACCUGGAGUCCAAACAAUCAGAGAUUAAAUCACUCACUCAGCAGAGCCAGCAUCUGCAAGAUGAUCAGCAGAAACUGGAACAACAGCUCCAGGAAAGCAAAAUUAUAAAUGAGAAAACCAGUAAAGAAAUGGAACAACUCCAACAUCGCAACACUAAAUUGCAGCAGGAUAAUGAACAAAACUCCAUCAGCCUAGAGCAACUGUCCCUACAGAUCCAACAGCAAGCAUCAGACCUGAAGAUAAAAGAGGAGAUAGCAACCCAGCUGAAACAGGAGAUCUCGAAGCUUACAAAAUUGAGAGAGGGGGUGCAGAGGAGACUCCAGCUGACGCAGGAGCAGAAAGUAGAGGUGGAGAACCAAAGGGAAACACUCAGGAAUCAGAUCAUUGGACUAAAGAGAGAAAUGGAGGUCUCAAAAAAUCAGACGGAUAUGGACAAGAAGGCUAUAGAUGAACUGGUGCGGGAGAAGGGCAUCCUCAAUAAGAAUAUGAUCAAGGCGGCAAAUGAAACCGACAAACAACAGAACUAUGUUAAGCAAUACGAACAGUCGAUGAAGUCUCUGGAAAAUGAGAUUUUAAACUACAGGGAUGAAGCCCAGAAACAACGAAAGAUCAUCUUCCAGCUGGAGAAAGAGAGGGAUCACCACAUAAACGAGGCCAGUGAGCUCAAAAAGAAGGUUUUUGAGAAUAUGGAGGAAAAUAAACUGAAGCAGAUUAAGAUAUUUGAGGAAGAGAAGAGAAUCGCAGAAGUUGAAACAAAACUGAAGCAGCAAAAGAAUCUCUAUGAGGAUGUUAGAACAGAGAGGGACCUCUUCAGCAAGAACCUGAUCGAGGCCAAGGAUGAUCUACAGAAGAUGAAGCAACAGGCUCAAGAGACGAAACAGUCCAAUGAGAAACUGGAGGCAGAGGAACGCGAGCUGCUGAAGAUCAUAGCAAAGGCUGACGUAGAGAGGAUCCGGCAGAAAAAGGAGCUCGAUCAGGUGAUAUGUGAGCGUGACCUCCUGGGGACACAGUUGGUGAAGAGAAACGAUGAGCUGAAACUGCUGUACGAAAAGAUCAAAAUUCAAGAGUCCAUCAUAAACAAGGGCCAUCUUCAUUACAACGAAAAAGUGGAGGAUAUCAGACUCCUGAAGCUAGAGAUCAAGAAGCAAAGACGAGAAAAGAACAUCCUCAAUAAGACCGCAUCAAAUGUCGAGGACCUCAGACAGGAAGUGUUUCAUAUGCAGAGGGAGUUGCUGAAAGAGAGGACAAGAUGUCGUGCUCUGGAAGACGAGCUCAAAAAUCCCAUGAAUGUACACCAUUGGAGAAAAAUAUCGGAAACUGAUCCAAGCACCUUCGAAUUGAUUCAGAAGAUUCAUUGUCUGCAGCGGAGGCUGAUAGCUAAGACUCAGGAGGUUGUGGAGAAAUCGCUUCUGCUACAGGAGAAAGAUAAACUUUACGUGGAGCUGAAACACAUCCUCGCUCGGCAGCCCGGUCCGGAGGCAGCAGAAAAACUGCAGGUUUAUCAACGAACUCUCCGGGAGAAGACCAAACAACUGAAGGCCUUAACAGCUGAGCUCAACAUGCGCGAGUCCCAAGUGGAAGACUACAAGUAUGAAAUCGAACGCUUGGCACAAGAACUCCAAGAAGUCAAGAAAAAAUACCUCGCACAGAAACGCAAAGAGCAGGAGUACAGGGAGAAGGAGCGAAAUCUCUCAGCGACAGGACAGCCUGCGAUUCAGCCUCAGCGUCCGGACGGCCCCAGAUUCGCUGGAGGGGGCUUCAGUUUUAAGCAGCACAACAGGAUGACACUUCAAGCCCUGGAACAGCAAUCCUGAUGCCCACCACACUCCUCCGAGGACCCUCUUCACCCAUCAUCGCCUCCUGAUAGACCGUAUAUUCUUGUAUUUAUUCAGCUCUGGCAGUCACCAAUGCACUAAAGUCAUUUUGCCUUCUGGAAUAAAUAAAUUCAGUUAUUUUCACUGAAAA